This is a messenger RNA of Populus trichocarpa (black cottonwood), 1413 nucleotides long. RefSeq lists its product as uncharacterized. Lineage: Eukaryota; Viridiplantae; Streptophyta; Magnoliopsida; Malpighiales; Salicaceae. Gene Ontology annotation, molecular function: zinc ion binding; nucleic acid binding. The transcript has 2 exons. The coding region runs from base 1 to 1413 and encodes 470 amino acids. The record is from RefSeq and is a predicted model, not a curated record.
AUGGACCGUUUCCUUCCAGUAGAUUAUGAGCAGCAUCUUUAUCGCCUUUACCAUAAUUGUACCCAGGGAAGCAGGACAAUAAAGGAUUAUACUGAUGAGUUCUUACGGUUGGUAGAGAGAAAUUCGUUGAAUGAGACUCAGGGGCAGACGGUAUCAAGAUAUGUCAAUGGAUUGACGACAUCAAUACAGGAUAGAAUAGGGUUACAAGUUUUCUGGGACAUCCAUGAGGCUCAAAAUAUGGCUAUGAAGGCACAACAGUUAGAGAAAGAAUUGAAGGAACGUGAACAGAACGAGAAAAAAAUGAAUUAUGGCAACAACAAUAAUUACCCGAGGAAGACAGCAGAUUCAUAUGUUCCUAACAAGGAGAAGAAAGAGGUCCAGCCGAUCCAAAGAAAUAAUUAUAAAGGGCAGAAUUACAGAGGAGAGAGCAGCCAGAACAAUGACAUAAAUCAGAAUCGAAAUCAGAGACCAAACCAUGGCCCAUACGCUAGAGCAACUGGUGAUGUCUGCUAUAGGUGUUUCCAGCCUGGCCACCGAUCAAAUAACUGUCCAAAGCGGAAGCAAGCGAACCUUGUAGAAGGAACCGAAGAAGCUGAUGAUCAUAGUGGAAAUUAUGAUGAUGAUUAUGAUGGGGCUGAGUUUGCAUAUGAAGAUAAUAACGAGGUUGUUAAUUUGAUGAUGAAUCGUACUGCUAUUGAAGAAGAUGAAGUGCUCAGCAUGGUGCUACAACGAGCUCUCCUUUCACCUAAACAAGAAGGACAGAGGAAUCACAUAUUUCGUUCCUUAUGUUCUGUUGACAACAAGGUGUGCACAUUGAUUGUAGAUGGAGGCAGCUGUGAGAAUUUUGUGUCAAAAAAGCUGGUUGAUUAUUUAAAACUUCCAACAGAAAUGCAUAAGAAUCCUUAUAUGUUAGGGUGGGUGAACCAUGUAUUACUAGGAAGGCCUUGGCAGUUUGAUGUUGAUGCUACCCACAAAGGGCGUGAUAAUGUGUUUAUCUUUGAGUGGGUUUCUCAUAAAAUUGCACUUGCUCCUGUUGAUCAAUCUAGAAAAUUAGAAAAACCACAAGUUGGGAGUUCAAAUUUUCUAGCUAUCUCCAAGAAUAGCCACGAGUUUGAAGACAUUAUUAAAGAAGUUGGAUGCAUGUAUCCAAUUGUUCUUAAGGGGCUUAUGGUGACAAAUGCUGUUUCAAGUCACGUUCCAAAAGUAGUGCAGGAAAUUUUGAGUGAGUAUGAAGAUUUGGUUUUUGAGGAUUUACCAGCACAACUUCCUCCUAUGAGAGAUAUUCAACAUCAGAUUGAUUUAGUCCCUGGAGCAAGCCUACCUAAUCUUCCUCAUUAUCGAAUGAGCCCGAAGGAGAAUGUGAUCUUGAAGGAGAAGAUCGAAGAGCUGCUGGAAAAAAGGAUUUAUUCGUGA